CAAGUCUGCUUCACUUUCUACUUACCAUGUCGUCCAUGGAUAUCUUCAACCGACCACCAGCAAUAUCAGAGGAUACCCUGAAAUAUGCGCUUUACUUGCCUCCAUCUCUUUCGGACAAGCCUUCGGUGACUACUUUCGCUGCAUGCAUGCAUACCUAUGUCGACUCUCUGUUGCCCGGUUUUAUCUGGCAUCGCGACGCCUUCGAGUUGAAAGUGACUCCGAAUCCCGAUCUAGAAGGAGAAUGGAUACUGGAAGGAAGAAUGAGGGUGGGAGACUCUGUUGAUGACGAAUGGUGUACCGUCUGGUUACUAAAGGAAAUAUCAAACAAAUGGGACGUUGCUAUUAGCGUCUGGGAUAUAGAUGGAGAAUUUUUAUUGAUUGAGGCAGCAGAUGCUUUGCCGUCCUGGGUUACACCAUCAAAUGCCGAAAACAGGGUCUGGAUCUACAGUUUCCACCUACAUCUUAUACCACUCUCACACGUAUCCCCACCAUCUAGACAGCGCCGGCGUCGAAAGAUGUCAGUUUCCAAAGAUAAUGAUGAGGAUGAUUGUGCCACUCAAGAUGGAGACGAAGACGAUUUUAUUGUCGUCGAAGACGCGUUGAAACUUGUCAGAGACCCAUUUGUCGAUACGAGGGCCUCUACUGCGGUUGAAAAUAUCGUCUGGGAUAGAAUCCCGCAGUAUCCAGAAGCUAUUCGAAGACAUGUUCAUGUCACUAAAGCUUAUCUUCCGGCUGACAUCGCGAAAGCGUUGGCUGUAAACCCGCAUCUAGUCCAGAAAGCUGUAGAGGCAUUUUACACUCGAGAUGGAAUUCAACUACGGGCAGCUCACAAAAUGUCGCGGUUUUCCCCCAGUACCUCGGUGUUCUCUACCGUUAAAAUGACAAGAACGGCCUAUGCGCAGUUGACUGGCCAGAAAUUCUUUCCUCCCAAAAGCUUUGGCCGAUGGUCAGAAGAUGAAGGAUCUAAAGAAUGGCGAUGGAAGGACACAGGAAUGAAAAUUGCUGUUGGCUUUGAGAUAUUAUUUCAGGAAAGUAAAGGACGAUGGACAGCGACCAACGGCACUGCUGAGGGCUUAUCAUCAUCUAUUACUGCCAAAAAAGAUGCUUUGCGCCGUGACCUUGAGUACAUCAAAUAUAUAAAAAACUUGGUGUCUGCCGGAUAUUUCAGAGGUGAACUUGAUGGGUCCCAGCUCUGGAAUAGUCUUGAGGAGAAAGCUGUGGAAAUAUUCGUGGAUGUGCGUAAACCGGACGAUCAUACACGACAAUCGUUUGCCUCUCUUGUGACAAAUGCAAUCUCACAAGCUCGCGAUCCGGUGAGCUAUGUCACAGCAGAGGAGGACAACGACGAGUGGCUCACCAUUGAUGCACAAGACUUCCAUGACUUGCUGCAGAAGGCAUCAAACAGUGAAAUAUCCGAUGCCAUGGAUGUUGAUAAGCCAGAUGAGACUUCUGAGGACAAGAUGGCUUCUGAUCAGGCUUCAAGGCUCAAAGAUUUGGCUUCCAAAGUCGAAGAAUUCGUUGAAGGAGAAGGGGAUAUGGAGGGAGCCAAGUUUGAAGACGAGGACUUCUUCGAUGAGGAAUUCAGUGAUGGAUCUAUGUCUACAAACUCAGGUGACCAAGACGAGGAAGAUCCAGCCAAGAGGCAAGCAGACAUGGACAAGCUUGUUCCCGGCCUAGAUCCCUCUGAGUAUGGCCAGAUGCCUGCGUCCUUCCAUAGCAACUCUCAAAAGGUCGGGCCUAUGGAUGGAGAAAAUGACACCAAGAACAAGACAGACGAUAAUGAAGCCACAUCCAACACAGAACAUCCUGGAAAGGCCCUGAGGCCACCUAUUUUACCCCGCGAUAAGUAUGACGGUGUUGAUUCUGACGACGAAAGCGACGAGGAAGGCGCUGAAAUAGAUUCUGACGAUGAGGAAGACCGUCCUCAAGUCGUUGGAGACGUCGAAGUUGACAUGGGAGAGGAAGAGGAGGAAUUUUUGGAGUUUUCCCGACAGGCUCUCGGAAUCAAUGACGAGCAAUGGAGCGAUAUUGUCAAAGAUCGCAAAGAUCGGGGAGCCUUUGUGCCGAAAAACAUUUCGACUGCUCCGUUCCUGUCACCGAAAUCGAACGCUCAGGGACGAACUCCCGAGCUCGGGGCACGCCCGAACGUUAAUCCGAAUCUUGACUCCUUCGAAGCUGUCAUGAAAGCGAUGGACGCUGAGCUUGCUCGAUCACGCAGAGUGACAUGGAGCGGUAACACUACGAUUCCGUCGUAUAGAGACAAAGGGAAGGCAAAGGCCACUGUUGAGAAAGAAGAUGGAGAUAUUGAAGCGGCCAUGGAGGCAGAGCUGAAGGAGGUUCUAGAGGGCAGGGAGGAAGAGGACGAAGAAGAGGCGAUGGACUACAAUCUCAUUAAAAACUUUUUAGAAAGUUUCAAGAGCCAGGGGGGGCUGUCUGGACCUGUCAGCAACCUUGCUGGACGGUUGCAGGCUGGGUGGACUCUCCCGAGAGAUGGAUGACUCGUAGUAAUGGCACGUGUACAUAUUGAUCGACUUUUAUCUUAAAAGUUAACGAUGAUCCAUGCCGUCCUGAUAUUCAACACGUCCGGUGUACCUAGGCUGUCCAAGUUCUACACACCCCUUCACCAGUCCUCGAAGACCGUCAUCCAAAAGAUAUUCCAGCUCAUAUGUUCCCGGCCGCCUGGCCUAUGCAACUUUCUCGAUGCUCCCGAGCUCGAGGCAUUUCUGGGUCCAAAAGACGGCCAGGACGAGCGCUGGCGGGUGGUGUACCGGAAUUACGCGACACUAUACUUUGUGUUCGUCGUCGACGGCGCAGAGAGUGAGCUGGGAAUAUUGGAUUUGAUACAG
Molecule: messenger RNA, 2846 nt
Organism: Guyanagaster necrorhizus
Lineage: Eukaryota; Fungi; Basidiomycota; Agaricomycetes; Agaricales; Physalacriaceae
Exons: 11
Coding region: 27-2498 (823 amino acids)
Cellular component (GO): nucleus
Source: RefSeq, a predicted model, not a curated record